Messenger RNA from Daphnia pulex (common water flea), 681 nucleotides. RefSeq names its product solute carrier family 35 member E3-like. Gene Ontology annotation, molecular function: nucleotide-sugar transmembrane transporter activity; antiporter activity. Gene Ontology annotation, cellular component: Golgi apparatus. The coding region runs from base 1 to 681 and encodes 226 amino acids. The record is from RefSeq and is a predicted model, not a curated record. Lineage: Eukaryota; Metazoa; Arthropoda; Branchiopoda; Diplostraca; Daphniidae. The transcript is spliced from 6 exons.
AUGUUAACCACAAUUAUAGCCACAUCAGGAUAUCUUGGAAGGAAGUACAUGGUUCUAACUAAUCUUAGCCUAGAAAAUAAUUCUGUGGGUACCUACCAAGUAGCUAAAGUGAUGACCACUCCAUGUGUAUUACUCAUACAGUAUCAUUAUUAUGGAAAAUCAAUCAAUACUGCAACAUUAUUGACAGUGAUACCAAUUAUAAUAGGAGUCAUUUUGAAUUUCAUCUAUGACAUUAAAUUUAACUUAAUUGGCACAGCAUAUGCAGUAAUGGGAGUUGUGGUCACUUCUUUUUAUCAAGUGUUGGUUGGAGAGAAACAGAAAGAGCUGCAACUUAAUUCCAUGCAGCUUUUAUACUACCAGGCACCCAUAUCAGCAAUUAUUCUCUUCUUCCCAGUCCUUGCAUUCGAGCCUGUUCUUCAGCUCGUUUAUCGUUCAUGGACUCUGGCAGCCAUAAUUCCAGUUGUGUGUUCAUGCUUGAUCGCCUUUGCUGUAAAUUUAUCUAUUUACUGGAUCAUCGGCAACACGUCCGCAUUGACUUACAACAUGGCGGGUCAUUUAAAAUUCUGCCUGACUGUGGCGGCUGGCUUCUUCUUGUUCCAGGAUCCCCUGUCUGCCAACCAACUAUUCGGACUCAUACUCACGUUGGCGGGAGUCGUCGCCUACAGCCAUGUGCGGUCGUGA